Messenger RNA from Pyricularia oryzae 70-15, 2128 nucleotides. RefSeq names its product tRNA pseudouridine synthase B. Gene Ontology annotation, cellular component: mitochondrion. Gene Ontology annotation, biological process: mRNA pseudouridine synthesis; tRNA modification. The transcript is spliced from 3 exons. Gene Ontology annotation, molecular function: RNA binding; pseudouridine synthase activity. Bases 157 to 1668 code for a protein of 503 amino acids. NCBI's taxonomy places the organism in Eukaryota, Fungi, Ascomycota, Sordariomycetes, Magnaporthales, Pyriculariaceae. The record is from RefSeq and is a predicted model, not a curated record.
GUUUCAAUUCGAACUUUUUUUUUCUUGCAUGAUGGUUAGCUAACCAUUUUCCACUCCUUGCGAUACUCUGCCAAUUGUGCCCAUCUACCACGCUGCCCUGCGCACGUAGCUUAGGUGUAACUUUCCAGGCUUGAAUGGUCUGGCUUCCAUACUCAUAUGAAAAGAAGUCUGUGGAAGCUCGCCGAUAUGGUCAUACCAUCAGUGACGGGCCUGGAUGGCAUCUUUGCCAUCAACAAGCCAAUGGGCAUGUCCUCGGCUCAGGUCAUCCGCGACUGUCAAGCUUACUUUCAGCCCUCUCGACUAUUUGCGCCAAUGCUCGCGCGCGAAGCAGAGGAGGCCCGUCGCGACGCCGCGACGCAGGGCAAACAUAACCGCAAAUGGAAGAAGAGGAAGCAGGACCCCCGCGUCAAGAUGGGUCACGGUGGUACGCUGGAUCCGCUGGCGACGGGCGUGCUGAUCCUGGGCGUCGGCCGCGCUACCAAGUCGCUCCAAAACUUUCUAGAGUGCACCAAGACCUACGAGACCAUCGUGGUGUUUGGCGCCGCUACCGACACGUACGACCGCGUCGGGCGCAUCCUGGCCAAGAAGUCAUACGACGAAAUCACGAGGGAUAAGGUUGAGAAGCAGCUGGAUGCGUUCAGGGGCAAGUACAAGCAAAUGCCCCCGCUGUACUCGGCUCUCAAGAUGAACGGCAAGCCGCUCUACGAGUACGCGCGUGAGGGCAAGCCGAUCCCACGCGAGAUAGAAACCCGCGAAGUCGAGGUUCUCGGUCUGGAGCUGUUGGAGUGGUAUGAGCCGGGUACUCACAACCACCGAUGGCCGACCGAGGAGGCUGGCAUUGCCGAGAAGAGCCUUGCUGAGAGCGUGUGGAGGGUGGAGCACGAGCAGGCGACUGGCAAGAAGCUGACGCCUGAGCAGGGAGCGGAGGAGGACCGGGCAUUUGCCGCCCACCAGUCGUUCAAGGAGCAAGCCGAGGAGCGUCAGGACAAGCUCGUCUUUGAGCGGGGUCAGAAGCGCAAGGCCGAAGAGAGCAAUGGCAGGCCAAACAAGAAGCAGCAGGGGAAGCAAGGCCGAGAACAGCUCAUGUCAGGAGCACUAGGAGAGCUGCCACCGGGAGGCCCAUCUAAGGGACGCGGGUCAGAUUUGGUGCCACCAGCUCCUAGCGCGGACACGCCACCGCCGUGGGACGGCAAGGGACCGCCAGCUUGCAAGAUCAGGAUGACUGUCACAUCAGGAUUCUACGUGAGGAGUUUUGCACAUGAACUGGGCGAGAAGGUGGGGUCGGCCGCAUUGAUGGCUGAGCUGGUCCGUAACAGACAAGGCGACUUUGUGCUCGAGGGGGACAACUGCCUCGAAUAUGAUGACCUUGUCAAGGGUGAAGACGCGUGGGGUCCAAAGUUGGAAAAGGUUCUGCACCAGUGGUCGUCGACACAUUUACAGGGGGUUGGACCUCUGAAGAGCGUCUACGCCGAAGAACCAAAGACUACCGCUGUCAAUCAGGAGGGUCCGUCGGGUACCGCCGCGGACAAGAAGCCAGCUACAGACGAGAAGCCAGCUGCAGCUUCUGUUGAAGAAUCCCAGACCAAGGAAUCAGGUGUCAAGGCGGAAGAGACAAAGCCAACGGAUACCAAGGAACCCGAACCCACCGCAGGACCGUCCACCGCUUAAACACUGCUGUCUACAGAUUGAUCCCGGAGGCCGCCUGCCAAGGCAAGUUACGUGCUUACUGUAUCCACAGGCUGGGCUUUCGGGUACCAACGACGACGCCGCCGCCGCCGCCGGCUCUGGAUCUUGCACAGAACACAACUGGUUCCAACAGCUUGAUUCUCUACUGAUUUUUGUUUACAUUGUAUUACGUGCAUAGCGAGUGGAGUAAUUAGAGGGUUAUUAAUUUUGCACGAUCCAAAUCAUUAUGUGCAAGUCGAACAAACUAUCUUGGUCUGGCGUCCAAAUUCAGUCUGUAGUGAUUACCCAUUCCCUCCCAUGCCUGCCUGCCCUGCCCUGCCCUACCCUGCCCGUCUUCCCGUCGUAUGGUAUCAAUUAUAUAGAACAAAAGAAAAUAGAACGAUAGAUAUUGGCCAUUGGUAAAACAAAAGCGCCUCACGACUCCUCGAGCAACUUCUUGACC